AUGAGCACCGAGGCGAGGCCGCCACGGCUGGCCGUGAGAGGGCUGGUUCUGGUGCAGCCCUUCUUCGGCAGCGCCGAGAGGACGGCCCAUGAAGAGAGCUACGUGAGGCAAGGGAGCCAGCAGGAGCUUCUGGCCAGGUGGUACGACUUGUUUUGGAAGCUCAGCCUUCCCCAGGGCGCUGACAAGAGCAGCCCCUAUUGCAACCCCAAGGCUCACCUCUCGAGCCUACCGAGCCCAGUCAACGGCCCGCCGGCGCUCGUUAACCUGGCCGGGCUGGACCUGCUGCUGGACAGGGGCUUGUGGUACGCCGAGAUGGCACGGACCCACAUGAAGUCCAAGGUGGAGGUGAUGGUGGCGGAAGGGCAAGAUCACAAUUACCACGUGAACCAACCUACUUCUAUUCAAAAGAAUCGCCUCCUCACUGGGAUCUCUCAGUUCAUCAACUCACAAAGCUCGCGUUGA
Messenger RNA from Nymphaea colorata (pocket water lily), 462 nucleotides. Its product is annotated as probable carboxylesterase 15. The transcript has a single exon. NCBI's taxonomy places the organism in Eukaryota, Viridiplantae, Streptophyta, Magnoliopsida, Nymphaeales, Nymphaeaceae. The coding region runs from base 1 to 462 and encodes 153 amino acids. The record is from RefSeq and is a predicted model, not a curated record. Gene Ontology annotation, molecular function: hydrolase activity.